AAAAAGAACUGUCUGCGCAUUUGGCUUAGCGUUUAUAAAUUUGUAAGAAGAAAUAAUGGAGCAAUUUAAAGAUAAGCUCUACACUCAAGGUGAAAUACAUCGUUGAAGUGGACGGAAACGUUGUUUGACAAAUCAAAUAGAUUAUCUGUUACCACAAGUUCGAGAAUCACCUGCAAGAAACUUUAUUAGAUUUCACCUUUUGUCUUAUUCUUAUUCAUUUAUGCUGUAGAAUUAUUUUUCAUGGUAGCAAACGACAUGACCUUCAUUAUGAAGUAAACAAAAACAUGUUUCCCCACGGCUCUACAAUGUUGAUUGCAUCAAAUUAUACCUCUACAAUGAAUCGUUGCAUAUUUAAGUUUGAUUUAAAUUUUAGAUGGCGAUUGAAAUUUAUAAGCAUUUAUCAUUUUGCAGUAGGAUAAUGCCAACAUACAUUAAAUUAGAUAGAAAGUAAUUUUUGUUUCAAUGUAACAUCGCUAUAUUCUUCGGGUUGGUUUUGUUUACAAUGCUUCCCUUAAAGGCCUAGUUUAAGCCUUCUAUAAGUGACCCCCCCCCCCCCCCCAUCAAAUCGGUGUAUAGUACACAGUACACAACCUCUGUUUAUUGAUCUUUAUCUAAUUGCCUUGUGCUGUCUUGUCAGAUGUCUGUUCUGAGUAUCCUGCUGUGCAGUUUUAGAGGUUUAUUAUAGAAUUGGACUCUUAAUGGUCCUGAGCCAAUUAACAAAUACACAGGAAAUCGGUCUCUACUGUGACACUAGUGCAAUUAGCAGGAUAUGCUCAGCAGGGGAGUAUCAUGCUAAACAUUCUUUAAACUAGGCCUUUAAGCUCGAUUGGAACGAUACCCGACAGCUUUUAUGGUCACUCCCGUGUCCGUUCCUUUAGCAGAAACUAGUACUGGCGUCCAUUUUGAAAGGCAAUGAGAAAGUAUCCAUGGUGGGAAUUAAACCCACAGCUUCUUGGGUAAGAGGCCGGUUGGUUUGAUGAAAUUAUACACUGUCGUACCUUGGGGAAACUUAUUUCGGAGUAUUUUCUAUUGUGGGUGUGCUUAAGUUUUUCUUUGAUAUAUUUUUAUCUUUUAAAACAUAAUGGCAUCGUUAACGAUUAUGAAGGUUUUUGCAUUUGUUAGCAUAUUAAUCACUUGCAUCCUGUGUGUAUCAUUUGUAUCAAUAAUAAGCUCAUUGGCAAAUAAAGUGAGUCAGAGAGCAAUUAGGUAUGCAACUAACAUGUGCGUGUCAUGUGAUGAUUUGCAAAGUUUCCCUGGAUUCCCCGCUGUUGCAUCUGAAGACAUCGACAGAUUACGGUCUGCGAAUAACAUGUCCUCAUGUUGUUCUUUAACUAACGAAAUUCUGAGGAUUCAAAUUCAGAAGAAGAUGGAUGAGCAGGUUUACGAAUACAACUCUGGUUUAGCUGCAGAAACAAUAACGAAUAUCUUGGGUAAAGACAACUGUGACUUAGUUCAUCUGGACGAAAAUGUGCCGCGAGCAAAAGUUGUUGGCGUUGUUGACCACGUCAGGUCUUCAUUUCAAACUGACCUCCGGAAAGUUCGGUGGAAGAAGAACGGUGCUUCAGCAACAUAUGGGGAUAUAACACACUUGGAAGAAGAAGGAGAGAUAUUCAUCAGACAGUCCGGUACAUACGUUGUACUGUCAAAGCUAAGGAUACAUCGAGGUCCGUCUGCACCGUUUACAGACAACUUUUCCCACGUGUUGUACCGAUUCUCACAUAAGUAUGGAUCGGCAACUGUGCCCAUGCAGAGAAACAGAACAAUGUGCCACGCAAGUGAUGAUCAAUACGAUAGUUUCAUAUCAGCGGUUUUUCGAUUUCACCAAUACGAUCGCAUAUCCAUUCACACGACACACGCACAGAAUUUACAAAUCAACGACACGGAGAACUUCUUUGGUGUGUUCUUUACGUAUGACAUGUACUAAAGUUGCAAACACAUUCUUUAGCGUUAGACGUACACAUAUAUGAGUAAGGACGUUUUGUUUUAAGAUAUUUUUGGGCAAUAGUUAUAACCAGCAGAAAGUAUGUAUCAAGCGACUUAUUAUAAGAUAAUAAUUAUAACUGUUGUUUGGAGUUACAUUGUCAUAAUGUGUGAACGUUCAUAAUAAAUUGAUCGAGUUGUUUUAAACAAUAGCUUGUACUACCAAGAUAUUUUCUAAAAAACGUUAAUAAUAUUAAUUGAGAAGAUGUCGUUUUUGUUCCUGCUGUUGAUUUUGUAGAUUUUCUAUGUUAAACAAAUCGUUUUCUUUGUUUGUCACUUAUUUUUUAAUAAAGCAUGUACACUUA
Messenger RNA from Mya arenaria, 2285 nucleotides. RefSeq lists its product as uncharacterized. Gene Ontology annotation, molecular function: tumor necrosis factor receptor binding. NCBI's taxonomy places the organism in Eukaryota, Metazoa, Mollusca, Bivalvia, Myida, Myidae. The record is from RefSeq and is a predicted model, not a curated record. Gene Ontology annotation, cellular component: membrane. The transcript has 6 exons. Gene Ontology annotation, biological process: immune response. The coding region runs from base 1082 to 1924 and encodes 280 amino acids.